Molecule: messenger RNA, 1315 nt
Organism: Hipposideros armiger (great roundleaf bat)
Lineage: Eukaryota; Metazoa; Chordata; Mammalia; Chiroptera; Hipposideridae
Gene: MPLKIP
Product: M-phase specific PLK1 interacting protein
Exons: 2
Coding region: 246-785 (179 amino acids)
Cellular component (GO): nucleus; centrosome; midbody
Source: RefSeq, a predicted model, not a curated record
UUCCUGAAGCAGAAAAGAAUUCUUCCUCGACUCCGUUCACUUAAAUUCGCUCAUUCGAUACCCAAUUCAAUAACCCACUUAGCCCUCUGCCCCUAGCGGAACCUUCUUGUGAGGCCGGAACCAAUGUGUUGUACGGUGCUAGCGGCCGGAGGACCGUUUUGGUGAAGGACCACGAAUGCUUGGUGAAGGGUUGAUCGGGGCAUUUCCGGGGAGAGAACGCGGCAGUGAGGUCUUCGUUUCCUGAUAUGCACCGACAGAAUUUUCGACCCCCUACCCCUUCUUACCCCGGCCCGGGUGUAGGAGGUUGGGGUAGCGGGAGCAACUUCCGGGGUACUUCUGGCGGAGGCGGACCACGGCCGCCCUCCCCUCGGGACGGGUACGGGAGCCCGCACCACACGUCGCCUUACGGGCCCCGGUCUAGACCCUACGGGAGCAGCCACUCUCCGCGACACGGCGGCAGCAUCCCGGGGGGCCGGUUCGGGUCUCCGCCCCCUGGCGGCUACCCUGGCUCCUACUCCAGGUCCCCCGCGGGGUCCCAGCAGCAAUUCGGCUACUCCCCAGGGCAGCAACAGACCCACCCCCAGGGCUCUCCAAGGACAUCUACACCUUUUGGAUCAGGGCGUGGUAGAGAAAAAAGAAUGUCUAAUGAGUUGGAAAGUUAUUUCAAGCCUUCAAUGCUUGAAGACCCUUGGGCUGGCCUAGAACCAGUAUCUGUAGUGGAUAUAAGCCAACGAUACAGCAAUACUCAAACAUUCACAGGCAAAAAAGGAAGAUAUUUUUGUUAACAUUUCUGAAAUUCAACUGGAAGCCUCAUGUAUCAGGAACAUCUUGGACAAAACUUGUACUUGUGUAAUUAAGUUGAACCCUAACAUGGUGUCUUUGAUUGAAUAAUUAGGGCUUCUUGGUAUUUUUCAUCUUAUCUAAUAUUGUUGGUAUUAGAGAAGGCAUAUGGUAGGAUAAUUUGCAAUAUUUAGCUCUCUGGAAGUGCCUACCACAAAUUAGUAAGAUUUAUAGUCUCCAAAUGGUUAACAUUCUUGGUAAUAUAAUGGACAUUUGUCUUUUAAUGUUUUCCCAGUGUUUUAAAAUAAAACAUUUUGUCUUUCUAGCUAUAUUGUGGUUUCGUCAUAUGCUAAAGAAGUAGAAUUAUUGAAGUAAUGCUUUGUAAUCAGUUAGAAUUCAUAAGUAAAUAUUUUGCCUGCUACUUUUGAAAAUAAAAGAGAUAAACCAUCCUUUGAGCUGUAGACAGUUACAUAUUUGUUCAUAGGAAAAGGGGGGUAAAGGAAGUGAAUAAAGGAGGUUUCUAUUUCUAUUACAA